AUAAAUAAUAAUAAUAAUAAUAUAAUACCACAACCAAUACUACUACUAAUAAUAAUAUUAAUAAUAAUAAAACCAUUGUUACAUAAUCGGAGCGUAAAUAAUCAGCGUCAUUUAGAAGACAGCAAGUUGUAAUCUUGAAAUUGCUUUGUUCUAGUGAUGACAUGUAGCCUUGAUUAUUGAUGUAAUUUUUGUUGUUUAGUAUAUUCUGAAAUAACUACUUUAAAAAUAUGAAACGAUUAAUAGAAUAACUGUUGUUACAUAUGCAGUUGGUGACUCUGUUACUAUAGCUAAUUGUUUACCUUGUACCAUAAAUUUUAUGUAGGAUGUUUUAUUUGUUUUACACCUUUUUUGAGAGUAUAUGUUCAGUAUAGGACGUGGUUUCACUGGACUCAACCCGACCUGUAAGAUCAAUGCAAACACCACGAAGAAACCUUGUGAAAACUUAUAAUUUUCUAACCCUGCCACACUGUCAGAAAAAAGGGUCUGUCAAUUGUACCCUUAGCUGUAGGUACUUGUACCUUUUAAGGUACAUAAAUGGAGUCUCAUGAGCAUUUCUGUACCAUUGACGGUGCAUUAAUGCUGUUUGUACCUUUGGAAUGUUCCUCAGAGUCCAUUUCUGAACCUUAAAAUGUAUAAUUACAAGGGUACAGCCCCAGUAACAAUCAAAGGUACAAGUUUUUACCCUUUUUUGUGAGACUGAAGGUGGAGAAUGCAGACUGACAACAGACCCUCACCAGAUGAGAAUAAAACCCUUUUGAGAUUAUUUUUGUCUGUUGGAAGUAGUCAGUAGAAAUAUCGUUGAGUAGUGAUAUGCUUUGGAAUCAAACAGGACAAGUAACACGUUUUAAUCAAGAUUUUAUAUUUCUGCUGUGAUAACGUACCCUAUGAAAUGCUUAUGCACAAAUAUGCCCCUCAGAAAAUUCAGAAAGGCCAUUAUUUUCGGCAGACACGCGUGAAAAACAUGACAAUGAGCCAUGAAACAAGUGUAAUAAAAAUUAUUGCUGGAAAAGAAAGAAUCGUGUGCAGACAUUCCAAGUCUUGGUACAGAUAGAUUAAGUGUGAUGCACCAUUAUCAGAGAUUAAUAACAUGUGUAGCCGACUUUGGACAAGGAGAGUAAAUUGUGCUUUGUGGUGGAGAGCUAAGAAUUACUGUGCAGCGUCUGUAAUAUGAAACAGCUGCAGAGAGUGAAUGUAGCUGCUGUUUUUGUUGGAUGUCUGGUCGUCUCCAGCUGAAACUCUCUGUCUGCCUCACUCAGCCCCCCCGCCUCCCCAUGGCAUUUCUCACCCCCACCGUCCGGCCACACUAGCCGCGCAUCACUGAAACAUGACGGGCCCUUCGCCCCCCAUGCUGCUCUCUAACCGGAGUCGCGGGGGCCUCGCCGCAAUGGCCGCCAAGCGGGACAACAUGACGGGGGAGUGGUCCGACUUGGCUAAGAGGAGUCCCACGGUGGCGGGACUCUACAUGACGCUCGGCAUCCUCUCCAAUGUCGUGGCACUGGUCAUCCUGGUGAAGGCCUAUUACCGGAUGAACCGGCGUUCCAAGGCGACCUUCCUGCUGCUCGCCAGCUCCCUGGUGGCCACCGAUUUGGCCGGCCACAUCAUCGCCGGUGCCCUGGUGCUGCGACUCUACCUGCUCGAGGCGGGACUCGACUCCCCGGAUUCCACGUGCAGCUUCCUGGGUGUCUGCAUGGUCUUUUUCGGCCUUUGCCCACUCUUCUUGGGCUGUUCCAUGGCGGUGGAGAGGUGCCUGGGCGUGACGAGGCCGCUCCUGCACGCCUCGCUGGUCAGCACUGCACGCACUAAGCUCUGCCUCUCUGGCAUCUUGCUGGCGGCGCUGUGUGUGGCCCUCAUGCCCAUCUUCAGUCUGGGUUCCUACACCUACCAGUACCCAGGAACCUGGUGCUUUAUCAGUGUCUUGAACAACGUCGGACCCCAGGACCUGGCAUUUGUCCUGCUCUUCUCUGGACUGGGCCUGGCGUCUCUGGCCGUGGCGUUUGUCUGCAAUACCAUCAGCGGGCUCACGCUGGUUUGGGCGAGGCUGCGCAGGAAACCCCGUGGCUGCCGCUCCACCAAGUCCCACGACAUCGAGAUGGUGGUGCAACUGGUGGGCAUAAUGGUCACGUCCUGCAUCUGCUGGAGCCCCCUGCUGAUUUUGGGCUUGAUGUCAGCAAUACGAUCCCACAACGAGUCGCUGGGGGAGGACCUGGAGAAAUACCGAUAUCUAAUGAUGAAGGGCGUGCACCUGGCCGCUUUGAACCAGAUCCUGGACCCUUGGGUCUACAUUCUCCUCCGUCGAGCCGUGCUGAGGAAGAUCUGCCUGGUCACCAAUCAGCCGGCAAACCUCAGGGAGAACGCCUCCCGUCGCUGGGAGGACAGCUCCUUUCGGGGUUUGGAGAAGUCCUCCUUAAAGCGGACCUGGGAGCAGCACGCAGCCCAGGGCUUCCGGGGGGGUCACCUCUCUGGCAGGGGUGGCAGGGACAGACAUUUGCUUCAUCCUUGAAGGAUGUUGGCUUCCCACACUGUCAGGAAAAAGGAUACAGCCCUGGCAUAGUUUCGUACCCCAAGGUACAAACAACAUUAAUGUACCCUCAAUGGUACAAAACAAAAUCCUCAGAGUCUAAUACUGUGCCUUAAAUUAGACCAAAAUGUACAUUUACCUUACAUUUUCAUUUACAUACAGUUAGGGUACAACUGGCAGACCCUUGAGGGUACAGCCCUAGUGACAAGUAAUUGUACCCUGAAAAGUACAAAUUGGCACUUUUUUUAGUGUAGGUAUCAAAAUACUGCCAACUGAUCUUCUUGUUUGAAAGUUUCAUUCUUAAUGGGCCACGUUCCCAAUGUAAUGUUCUUAUGUUGUUACCCAUGUCAGUGUCCAUCUCUUUUUCAAUAUAUUCGAUUUCUGUCUACUUUGUAGAUUUAUUUGAAGCCUGAAUUCGCAUAUUUUUCUGUUAUUGUGUCAUAUAAAGUUUCUGUUGUAUAAUUCCAUGAUAGCUGCUAGGGGAGGGGCUUAACAGUGCAGUGCCUGUUAAACGUAGCCUGCUUGGGGGAUGUUUCUGACCCUACAAAGCUGAUUGCGUCUCAAUCACACACAUUUUUCUGUCACUUCAUGUAUUUUUGAAAGCUGUGUAUGUGUGAGUAGUUUUCUGUUUUUGUUUAAAUAUUACAAAGCUGGUGUUUGUAACUGUUCGAUAUAUAUGAACAAAGUGCUUUUACAUUUUCUUGAAAAUACUAUGUAUGCAUAUUUUUCCCAAUUAUCUGGGAAGCACAAUAAUUCUAAUGCAAGAAUAAAGCUGCUGAAAAUAAGAUAAUUUAAUUGUUGUUCUCAAGCCAAGCUUGGCACAACGCAGUGUUAUCACAAUCAUGACCAUUGCCUCUUCAUCAGAGUUCAAGAAUAACUUCAGCUCCCCUGCAGCAACAGCAUUUAUGAUAAUGAAAACUAAAUUACACUCUAAUAAGUCAUUUCAGGCUGUCAGUGGCCGGAAUGAUUAAUAAAACUACCUGCUUGACUUGUCGCUUGUCUCUCUCCAGGU
Messenger RNA from Brienomyrus brachyistius, 3530 nucleotides. It is a transcript of the gene ptger1b, whose product is annotated as prostaglandin E receptor 1b (subtype EP1). Gene Ontology annotation, molecular function: thromboxane receptor activity; prostaglandin E receptor activity. The transcript is spliced from 2 exons. Gene Ontology annotation, cellular component: plasma membrane. The record is from RefSeq and is a predicted model, not a curated record. The coding region runs from base 1325 to 2500 and encodes 391 amino acids. Gene Ontology annotation, biological process: positive regulation of cytosolic calcium ion concentration; adenylate cyclase-activating G protein-coupled receptor signaling pathway; inflammatory response. Lineage: Eukaryota; Metazoa; Chordata; Actinopteri; Osteoglossiformes; Mormyridae.